Molecule: messenger RNA, 3053 nt
Organism: Magallana angulata
Lineage: Eukaryota; Metazoa; Mollusca; Bivalvia; Ostreida; Ostreidae
Exons: 1
Coding region: 368-2005 (545 amino acids)
Source: RefSeq, a predicted model, not a curated record
AGGAAUGCAGCACGUGUCAGAAUCGGUGUUUCUUGGAAUGUGUGAGAUGGUGGGGACAUCACAGCAGGUGGCAAUCAGGAGGGAGACGAUGGAUAUCAAUGAGGUGCUAGUGAGACCCCAUUAUAGAGUCAUUGAGAUGAUGAGUGGAAGCAGAAAAGAAGGUUUCAGACUGAAGGGAUCAGAUGUGGACACUAUGUUCUGGCUAAAUAGCCACCGAGUGAUCAUGGCCUAAUUUCAGUCUGAGUAUUACAACACAGCCAAUAUAACCUUAAUUCUCUCUGACAGUUCUAAGAGUCCACCAGGAUUCACUCUACUUCAGUUGCUGAAACCAACAAAAUACAAAUGUGUCCAGUCAGCAUGUGUCCGAAUGUAUGACAGAGUCUAUGUAUCUAGUUAUAUCUGGAGGAGGUUAAUUUGCUCAGCAGCAGUGCCCAAUUCUAGCGUACAUGGACCCUGUGCUAGUGGUGAUAUAGCAGGACAAGAAUAUGAUACUGCCAUGUGUUUUGUGUGUGACUUUUGGCCUCCAUCUGCCUCCUCAUGGGUAGACAGAUGUCACUCAUGGCCUGAUCCUGAUAUUGUUGAUGACAUUGUCAGAAAUGGAUGUCACUUUGUAGCAAUAGGACACCCACUAGGACCACAUGAAAAUGAAGAAUGGAGAUUUUCUUUUUCUCGGGCAGAAUACAAAUGUGUGUAUGCUAUGAACCAUUGUCAGUUUUUGACCUAUGGGCUGUUAAAACUUUUCUUAAAAGAGGUUUUAAAUCAACAAUCAGAAGAAACCAAUAAACUGUUGUGUUCCUAUCACAUAAAGACAACAGUUUUUUGGGCGAUUCAACAAAACACACUCUUUCAUUGGUGUCCACAAAAUAUCCUGGCUGGUUUCUGGGUUUGCUUUAAACUCCUCCUUAAAUGGGUGUAUGAGGGGAUCUGUCCUAACUUUUUCAUCCCGCAAAACAAUUUGUUUCUAACAAAGGUCCAUGGCUCAGCACAAAGCAGAUUGUUUCUACAGUUACAUGAAUUGUACAAGAAAGGUCUGGCCUGUCUGCUACAGAUUUCCUCUAUCAGGUCCUACAUCACUGAUGUCCUAUACAAUCCCAGACUUUCUAUUUGUAUAGAUGAGAGUAUUAUUAAAUCUGAAAUUGAUAUUGAUGCAGAAUUAUUUUCUGAGGUAUGUCAAAAUGAUAACACAUUCGUACAGGAUUUUCACAGCUGUGUGAAAUCCUUCAAUAAACUUAAACAACUAAUAGGUUCACACCUUACGAACAAUCAGGUCAUCAUGUUACAGAUACUUACAGCCUCCUUUCUUCAGAAAACUUCUUUUAUAUUACACAACAUGUACCCAAACACAGGUGUCAACAAACAGAUGUAUAUUGCAGACAAAAUGCCCUGUCACAUGCUAAAAUUAGCAGCCAAGUUUGGGUGUGUUUCUGGCAUGUUGUAUCUUUCCAUGUAUUAUUACAAGAUAUUCAGAUACAGGGAAGCUUUAUCUGUUAUAGAGAUGACAAAGGUCAAGUUAGCACAGCCAUAUUUGAUGUAUAAUGAGUGUGUAGACAGAGAGAGGUAUACUGAAGCUGUAGGGGGGAAAUCCCGGUCUACAAAGAUGAGACAGGCUGUAGCACAGGAUAUCAAACUUGAAAACGGAAUAUAUUAUAUCAAUGAACUAAUACCAGAACAACAGUCUGCUAUUACGAAUAGGUGGUCUAUAUUAUCUAUCCCUGUGUUUGUAAUGUUACACUUCCUAGAGUUCUUGUGUUACAGGCACAUUGAUACAACAUUAUCACAAGCAACUCUAGAUGAGCUACAGGUCCUAGUCCACCAUGAUCGGGGACUGUAUGUACCUAAUCUAUUAAGAGACAUCUCCUGGGAGAUCCUGGGGAUCUGUCAACAGAUCACAGGGAACCUCCAGGCUGCUCUUUACUCAUACCAACAGUCACUCACACAGUAUCCAUGCAACAAAAUACAAACGGCUACACAGUGUAGGAUACAGGAUGUUGCAAGCUAUUAUUAGUAAAUAAAUGGUCUUGAUUAUUGAUUACUUGUUCAAACAAUUAUCAUAUAGACUUUUGAGCACAAGAUUAAAAAAAAACAUUUGGAUGACUGUGUUAUGUGACAAUGAUAUCCAGUUCUUGUCAGUGUUUGACAGCUCAAAAAAUUUGUUUGUUGAACUUUUCAGAUAUUAUCAUAAACAGUUUCAUAUAUGUUUUCUUUUUGAGUCAGCUUAAUUAGUGUCCUAAAGUCCUACUUUUAUCAAGAUAAUUGCAUUGCAAUAUUCUUUCUGUUUACAAAGCAAACAAAAUUUGGAUUUUAUGGACAGAAAAAUGUGAGUGGAUAAAGUGUCGGACUUGUGAUCUGUACAUCCCGAGUUCGAAUCCUGCAGGGUUUUUUGUUGUUACUUACUUGAAUGAUUAUUUUAGAUACUCAUUUUUUAUUCCCAAAGUGCAAUUUUUUCGCUUUUUUGACAUUUGUACAGUUUAUUUAUGAAAAUGUCUUUCAUUAUCAACAAAAUUUCUGUAAUCUGUGUGACUUUUUCCAGGAGUGUUAUUCCACCUUAAGCAUAAUAGUGUUGGAUCUUAGUGUCAUGGAUGAAUAAACACAAAUUUACUCUUAAGAAACGCUCCCUGGCGACAAAGGCUAUACUAAUAAACUUUUGUUUUAUUGAAUUCAUCUUUUUUAUAAGCAAAUAAGACAUUAUUUUAAGCCACUCUAUUCUAUGUCUCUGUAUAUGUGAUAUGAUUUCCUUUUUUAAAACGGUUUCCCCUUUCUUUUGUGGAACUGAAUUUAAACCGAAUCCAUUUUCCAACCAAGUUUGAUAAAGUAAUGCAAUGUGGAUCUGAACAAGUAAAACAAAAAUGUGUGUGAGAGAUGUUUAUAAUGAUAACAAUGGAAGGCAACUCAACACAUGUAGAUGAACAGAUGAUGAAUAAGGUUUUCAUGUAUUACAAUCACAGAUUUUGUCCCCAUGUUGUAAUGUCAUGAUUGUUAACUUUUUUAUGUCAGCCAUAAUCAUGGUGACUGAUUUGAAUAAAAAGAGAUGUAUUUCAUUCUUCGUUUUGUCA